This is a messenger RNA of Paramecium octaurelia, 1184 nucleotides long. The record is from the annotation of a GenBank genome assembly. NCBI's taxonomy places the organism in Eukaryota, Ciliophora, Oligohymenophorea, Peniculida, Parameciidae.
AUGGGAUUAGAUUGCUCUACCUCUAGAAAACCGCUCUUAGAUACUAUCUCAUAAGAAUUCCUUAAAAAAAUUAAAAAGAAAUACCCAGUGGCUAAUCAGACUCUUAAAUCAGAUAUAUCUCCAAUUAUCAAUACCCCAAUCCUCAAAAUCAAGGAUAAAACUUAUUUAAAACUUGAGAGUCAUUAAACAUCUGGAAGUUUUAAAAUUAGAGGUGCUUUUCUAUACUUUUAAGAUCAGCCUAAUCAAUAAAUUGUUGUUGCUAGUACAGGUAAUUUUGCAAAAGCUUGUUUUUAUGCUUACAAAAGUUGUAAUGAGGAAACAAAGAAUUAGAGUGAUAUUCUUUAACAAGAUUACAAAUAAUCUUAAUAGAUUAAAUUGGAUGAAUACAAUACUCCAACUCCUCAACCUGAAUUUUAGGAAUAAUAAUAAUAACAAUAAUAAUAAUACACUUAAGAUGAACUUGACAAAUCUAAUUUAAUCAUAUUUGUACCUAAUAAUGUAAAUAGAGAUAAAUUAAAAGAAAUUACUUGUCCUAUCAUUUAUGCAGGUUAAGACUGCGUUGAAAGUGAAAAAAUAGCUCGAUAAUAUGCAGAACAGCAUAAUAGCAUUUAUGCCUCCCCUUAUAAUGAUAUAAAUAUGAUUUUGGGUAGUUGCACAAUUGGAGAGGAAUUAGAUUAAUUGUAAUUCAAUAUAUUAAUGUAGUUUUAAUGCUUAAAAUCAAGAACUCGAUUUUGUUUUUGUCUCAUGUGGAGGUGGUGGUUUGAUAGGAGGAAUUGCCUUAUAUUUUAAAUAUCUAAAAAAUAAGGGAACUAAGAUUAUUGGAGUUUAACCAUACAACAACGCAGCAAUGUACAAUGUAACUUUAAAAAUACAAUUAGAUAUUACGUAAAAAAGGAGAAGGGAAAUUACUUGACACUCUAUCCGAUGGAACCUCUGGUGGAAUUGAAGAAAAUGCUAUUACGAUUGAAAUUUGCAAGCAUCUGGUUGAUGAUUGGGUUUUGGUGACAGAAGAUCAAAUACUAGAAGCCUAACUAAAAUUAAUGAAUGAGCACAAACUUAUUGUUGAAGGAGCUGCAGCAUUAGCUUAUGCUGGCUUUAUGUUAUAUCCUAUAGGGCGUCUUUCAUGUUUAAUUGUAUUAUGUGGUUCUAAUGUUGAUCCGCAUAAGAUUAUGGUAAAAAAAUGA